UAUAGCCUUACUAUGAAAAGAAAAGUAAUUACAAAAUAUCAGCGUAUGAAUACGUCGGGAACCGGAAUGAUUGAAAUCGAGAGAUUUAAAAAAUGUUCAAAAACUUUCAUCAUCAAGAACAGCAAGAAAUAUACAGACUAUAAAUCAUUUUUUAGUUAUAUUUCAGAUAAGCUAAUUUCUAAGUUGAAAAAAUCAUGUUUAAAUACAUCGAUAAAAUUUAAUAUACAUGUUGACACUGUUUACGAACGUCCAGUAACCCAUGAUAUUCAGGAUAUGGCUUUUAAAACUUCAAACAUUUUAGCAUGUAAUUCAUCUGAUUUUACUAUUUUAUUGAACAGAAUGUUUAAUAAAAUAUUAACUGAGGAAUCAGAAUUUAUUGCAAAAGGUUCAGGUUGGUCACUUGUAUGAAUAGAUGGGUUACAAUUAAGAAUUAAUUUAGUAAACCCUUUGAAAGGAAGUUCAUAUAUUGAUUUACCUAUAUUUAUAAAAAAAAAAAAAGCCAUUAUAAAUGUUAGAAAUAAAGAUGAAUAUUGUUUUAAAUAUUCUAUACUUAGCAAAUAUGAUAAACGUUCGAAUAAAUCACGAUUUAACCAAACGUAUUUCAAUAUUCUAGAAAAAAAAAGUGGAUUAAAUUUUAAAUGUAUUGAUUUUCCGACACCAAUAAAACAAAUAAAAAAAUUUGAACGUCUAAACAAUGUUUCAGUUAAUAUUUAUAGUUUAAAUAAUAAAAGUAAUAUUUUUCCUUUAUGUAUAAGUAAAAUAGAAAGAAAAAAUCAUUUUGAUCUAUUUUUAUACAAUAACGAUAAAACAUUUCAUUAUUGUUAUAAUAAAGAUUUCUCAAGAUUUAUUAGAAGUCAGAAAACUAAAAAUUGUUCUAAGUUAAUUAUUUGUAAGAGAUGUUUUACAAUUUUCGGGAAUAAACCGUGUAAAAGUAAACUUUGGGGUGAAGAAGGAUUGAUUAAACAUAAGCAAAUGUGUGAUAAGAAUGAAUUAGGAAGACCAAUAAUGUUUGAAGAAGGAAAAGAUGAUGAAUUCAUAUAUUUUAAAAGUUAUAAAAAAACCAAUAGAAUACCGUUUGUUAUUUAUGCUGACUUUGAAUGUAUUUUAAACCCUAAACAGACUAUAGAGUUGAAUAAAAGUAGUAAAAAAUCUAAGGUUUCUAAAACCCAUAUUACUUAUUUACAUGAAAUUAUGAGUUAUGCGUUUUAUGUAAAAGUUGACUAUGACAGUAUAACAGAAAAGCUAUUGCAUCAAUUUAAAAUUCCAACAAAGAUAAUAAUGUAUAGAGGUAAAGAUGCAGCAAAAUAGUUUAUGGAAAAUAUGAUCGAUAUUGGAAAAAAGAUAAAUGAUGUAUAUGAAAUUAAUAUACCAAUGACUACAUUGACUGAAACGGAAGAAAAACAAUUUCAGAGA
Messenger RNA from Rhopalosiphum padi (bird cherry-oat aphid), 1413 nucleotides. RefSeq lists its product as uncharacterized. The transcript has a single exon. The record is from RefSeq and is a predicted model, not a curated record. Lineage: Eukaryota; Metazoa; Arthropoda; Insecta; Hemiptera; Aphididae. The annotation marks the transcript as partial.